AUGAACUUUGCUAGAGAUUCCUUGAUCCUUAAUGUUGGGGGUGCCAGGUAUUAUUUCCCACAAGAUGUUAUUAAGGAUUUUCCUUUGAGGAGAGUGAGCAGAUUACACGAUUGCUCAUCAGAAAAGGAUGUUUUAGAGGUAUGUGAUGACUAUGAUCAGGAAAGAAAUGAAUAUUUCUUUGACAGACACUCAGAAGCUUUUGGUUUUAUUAUGAUGUAUGUGAAGUAUGGCAAACUCAGGUUUGUUCCCCAGAUGUGUGAGCUCUCAUUUUAUAAUGAGAUGAUCUAUUGGGGUCUGGAGUGCACACACCUGGAAUACUGCUGUCAGAGGAGACUUGAUGACCGUAUGUCAGAUACUUACACAUAUUUGUCUGAUGAGAGCAAACCAGAUGAGAGCACCAACACCAGUGAUCAGCAGGUCACAGAAAGCAAAAAGUGGCUGGAGCGUAUGAGAUUGACUUUUGAGGAACCAACUUCUUCUUUGGCAGCUCAGAUUCUAGCAGUGGUGUCCAUUCUUUUUGUGAUUGUGUCCAUGGUAGUCCUGUGUGCCAGCACAUUGCCAGACUGGAAGACAGCAGAGAACAGGAGCGUGGAGGAGCACAGGUAUACUGCAAGCCUAUGGGAACCCUCGGGAAUAAUUGAAGCUAUCUGCAUAGGCUGGUUCACUGCAGAGUGCAUUGUGAGAUUUAUCGUCUCCAAGAAUAAAUGCGAAUUUGUAAAAAGGCCUUUGAACAUCAUUGACUUGUUGGCCAUUUCUCCUUACUACGUUUCGGUUUUCAUGACAAUCGUCACAGGAGAAAAUCCUCAACUACAAAGAGCUGGAGUCACUUUGAGGGUUCUGAGGAUGAUGCGAAUAUUCUGGGUAAUAAAACUUGCCAGACAUUUUAUCGGCCUACAAACACUUGGUUUAACAUUAAAACGUUGUUAUAGAGAAAUGGUCAUGUUGCUGGUUUUUAUCUGUGUUGCCAUGGCAAUCUUUGGAGCACUUUCCCAGCUUCUUGAACAUGGUUUGGACCUUGAAACGAAAAAUGAGGAUUAUUCUAGUAUUCCUGCAGCCUGCUGGUGGGUGAUUAUUUCAAUGACAACUGUGGGAUAUGGUGACAUGUAUCCCAUCUCAGUUCCAGGAAGAAUACUCGGAGGAGUAUGUGUGGUUAGUGGAAUUGUUCUACUGGCCUUGCCUAUAACAUUUAUCUACCACAGCUUUGUACAGUGUUAUCACGAGCUUAAGUAUAAAUCUGCAAGGUAUGGCAGAAGCUUGUCAAAUGAAUUCCUUAAUUAG
This is a messenger RNA of Bombina bombina (fire-bellied toad), 1278 nucleotides long. It is a transcript of the gene KCNG3, whose product is annotated as potassium voltage-gated channel modifier subfamily G member 3. Gene Ontology annotation, biological process: potassium ion transmembrane transport; protein homooligomerization. Gene Ontology annotation, cellular component: membrane; voltage-gated potassium channel complex. The record is from RefSeq and is a predicted model, not a curated record. The transcript has 2 exons. The coding region runs from base 1 to 1278 and encodes 425 amino acids. Gene Ontology annotation, molecular function: delayed rectifier potassium channel activity. Lineage: Eukaryota; Metazoa; Chordata; Amphibia; Anura; Bombinatoridae.